GUCGUCCGGCACGGAGUGUGCACACACACACACACACACACACACACACGCAGCAUGUUUGUGGCUGUAGACAACAGACAAGUUCCUGACAGAGCCCGCGGCUCCUUGGCCAUGCAGACCCUCUGCAGGACCCCCGCCCGCCCGCUAGCCUCCUUCCUGCCGGUGGCCGUCGGCCCCGCCCCUCCUGCGGUCGCGCCGGGCCCCGCCGGGCCCAGCCGCAACGCCUCCGCCCGCUGGACGGCCAAGCCGCGCUCCGGCCCUCAGAUCCAGAACGUCACGUCGUCCGUUAAGCUGGGCUGCGACCUGGACCUGGAGUUCAUCGCACGCAACUCCUGGAACGUGCAGCACCUGUCCACGGUCUUCAAGUCCCUGGUCAUGAAGAUCAGGAAGCCCCAGACCACGGCCAGGAUCUUCCAGUCGGGCAUCUUGUUCUGCACAGGGGCCAAGAGCGAGGAAGAGUCCAGGGUGGCCGCCAGGAAGUUUGCCUUCAAGGUUCUCAAGCUGGGCUACUCAGUCCGCUUUCUGGACUUCAAGGUCCUCAACAUCGGGGGAACCUGCAAGACCUUCCCCAUCAACCUGGAGGAUCUCUUCCUGGCCCACCAAGACCACUGCAGCUAUGAACCAGAGCUGUUUCCUGCACUCCAGUACAACUUUCGACCCGGCAUGACAGCCUCCAUCUUUUCUUCAGGGUCCAUCUCGCUGGUUGGGGCCAAAACGGAAGCAGAAUUUUACAGCGCCUUCAAAAGCCUGGACUGCAUCCUGGUCAGCUUCAGAAGGAUGUGAGACCACCAAGUUCCUAGUGUUAGCAUGUAGCAUUAGCAACGUGACAGGCAAACAUAGAGUGGUGGUCACGUGUACGUACACUUUUGACCACCACUCUAUGUCUGAUAUACAUUUGAAGACACCUGCAAAGGCACUCCAAACUGGAGCAUGAUCAAUAUUAUUAUUAUGAUUAGUCAGUUGUUACUUAUAAUAGUUAUAAUAAGUUAUUAGUUAUAACAAGUUAUUAAUUUGAGGCUCAUAAUCAAGUACAAGUUGCAUUGUAGUUGGAUCAAUGUAAGAGGGAAUAAAGACAAAUAAAAACA
Messenger RNA from Nerophis lumbriciformis (worm pipefish), 1085 nucleotides. RefSeq lists its product as uncharacterized. Gene Ontology annotation, biological process: DNA-templated transcription initiation. The record is from RefSeq and is a predicted model, not a curated record. Lineage: Eukaryota; Metazoa; Chordata; Actinopteri; Syngnathiformes; Syngnathidae. Gene Ontology annotation, molecular function: DNA binding.